Molecule: messenger RNA, 229 nt
Organism: Anisakis simplex (herring worm)
Lineage: Eukaryota; Metazoa; Nematoda; Chromadorea; Rhabditida; Anisakidae
Source: the annotation of a GenBank genome assembly
GGACCACAAGGCGAAGAGGGAGCUGCCGGUGACAAAGGAAACGACGGACGUGACGGUCGUCCAGGACACAAGGGACCACGUGGCCCGUCGGGCGAGAACGGCAAAGAGGCUGAGAAUGGCGAGGAUGGNCGAGGAUGGUGCCAACGGUGACCAAGGAGACGCCGGACCAGACGGGCCGAAAGGCAGCUGUGACCACUGUCCACCACCCAGAACCGCGCCAGGCUAUUAA